AUGGCCGCUCAAGUUUACUGUAGUGAGUCAACCAUUGCGCCAAGUUCGGGAAGUCACGAGAAGAGGGAAGGUGCGACAAUUGAAAAUUCACUUGCUUUCUUUUCCUUGUAUAUAAACAUCGAAGAUGCCGAAAUACCGUAUACUGACAUUCUUCAUUUCUCUUUCCGGCAUCGCGCAUUGGGCCCAGAUAGAGGCGAAUCCACCUACGUGCCCACAACGGCCGACUCGGCCUUCGGCGAAAUCGUCCAGCCCGUUAAUAGCCCAACGCCUCGGCUGUAUUGGGCGAUAUGCGCGGCGUCCGCGUCAGUAAUGUCCAGCUCCAACGCUGCGAAACCCGCUGGCCGAGUUCAUACUCAUGAGGGCGCCUUGUACAACCCCCUUGCGCGGGUGCUGGCCAAUGAUGUAAUCACGCAUGAUGGGCAUGACGGAUCUAUCCUGGCUCGAUCUUGA
Messenger RNA from Penicillium mononematosum, 450 nucleotides. Its product is annotated as putative lipase. NCBI's taxonomy places the organism in Eukaryota, Fungi, Ascomycota, Eurotiomycetes, Eurotiales, Aspergillaceae. The transcript has a single exon. Bases 1 to 450 code for a protein of 149 amino acids. The record is from RefSeq and is a predicted model, not a curated record.